Molecule: messenger RNA, 3082 nt
Organism: Durio zibethinus
Lineage: Eukaryota; Viridiplantae; Streptophyta; Magnoliopsida; Malvales; Malvaceae
Source: RefSeq, a predicted model, not a curated record
UAGGGGAGCAUUAGAAGAAAGGGGGGGUUCAGGACGAGGCGUGGUUUGCGCUAUGUAACUCUGUUCUUUUUCUGGAGACAAAAACAAGGGAAAGGAAAAAAAAAAAAAAAAAGAGAGAAAUAAGAGUUUGGUGAGGGGGUUGUUAUUAGGGAUUUCGUCGAAGGUAUUACAAAGUGGAAGAGUUUUAAGAGUAUCUGGCAUUUGGCCUCGUUUGAUUCAGCCAAGACCGUUUUUGGUUUCCAAGGUCUUUCCAGAAAUACAAGGUUUGUUUCUUGAAGUUGUUUCUUUAGUGAAGUUUUCAAUCUUUUUUGGAUUCUUCAAGAUACAGCAAACCAAGAAGAAAGAGAAGAGAAAAAAUGGAGUGGCAUGCUUGUCUUGAUGAAUAUGAGAAGCUUGUUAUAAGGAUGAGCACUCCCAGGUUUGUAAUCUUAGUUUCUUUUCUUCAAAUCAAACAAAAAUUCACAAAACUUUUUGUUGUGAGUCAGUGGUUUUGCAACAAAAACUAGUUGUGGGUUUUCCUGUUGAUUUUGCCUUAUAAUUCGAGCUCCCUGGGAUUUUGGGUUUGAACUCUGUUAUGGGCUUUUGAUUUUCACCUUAUUUUUUGAUCAUCUGUUCUAAACCCUCCAAUUUCUUUAUCACAUGUUUCCUUUUGCUUUCACUGUUCUUCUCUGUUCUGGCUUCAAGCAAGGUCUCUGCUUUUAAUUUGGAACAGUAUCUCUUCAUACUUAUGGAAACUAGUUAACAGAAUCAAUUCCAAACUUUAACCAAUUGUCACAAUUUUUUAAUUAAAAUUAUUAACAUUUAUACAAUUUUCAUUUUUGUAAUAAUUCCUUGACAUUUUCUUUUUCUUUUCCUUCGUAUUUUCCAAAAGGUCAUCAAAUCUUCCUUAGACCUUUCAAAGAUCACAUUCAUAAAAAUUUUCUUCCUUCUGAAGUGUGAAUAAUUUGAAAAAGAAAAAAACUUAAUAGAAAGUACAUUUCCAGACUUGACCUUUUCUUUUUACUGUUGUUACAGGGUCUUGAUCGACAAUGACGUUUGCGCCACCGCAACUGUGGUCAAGGUGGGCUUCCACUAAACAUCUCAGAUAUAAACGCACCGCACAAAUUGCUGUCUUUUCUUUAUUAUUUCCCAAAAUUUUGACUUGUGGUCCUCUUUUGUGCUUUGAGUUUUCAGAACCUUUGACUCAUUCCUUCCUCGUACUUCGAUUCCUCAGGUUGUUAGUGCUAGAAGACACGGAAUUUUGUUAGACGCUGUUCAGGUUUUAACGGAUCUGAAUCUUUCAAUUGAGAAGGCUAACAUUUCAUCUGAUGGCCAAUGGUUCAUGUUUUCCACGUUACUGAUUUAAACGGAAAGAAAUUGACUGAUGAGAGCGUUAUUAGCUACAUUGAACAGUCCCUUGAGACCACUUACCCCGAUAGAAGCCAUGGAUUUAAUGGCUUAACAGCUUUGGAAUUGACGGGAACAGAUAGAGUUGGUCUUUUAUCAGAAGUAUUUGCAGUUUUAGCUGAUCUGCAAUGCAGUGUGGUAGAUGCUAAAAUAUGGACUCAUAAUGGUCGAAUCGCAUCUUUAAUUUAUGUAAAAGACUGCAAUUCAGGGUCCCCAAUUGAGGACUCACAGCACAUUGACAGAAUCAUAGCACGUUUAAGGAAUGUUUUGAAAGGAGACAAUGAUACUCCUAGUGCGAAAACUUCAGUUUCUUUGGCUGUAACCCACACUGAGAGAAGGUUACAUCAAAUGAUGUUUGCAGAUCGUGACUAUGAAAGAAAGCCUACUUUGCAACAUAGGGCGGAAUCAGCUGCGGUCACCGUGCAAAAUUGGGUGAAAAGGAGUUAUUCAGUUGUGAAUGUUCAGUGCAAGGAUCGAAACAAGCUUUUGUUUGAUAUUGUUUGCACAUUGACAGAUAUGCAAUAUGUUGUGUUUCAUGCCACCAUCAACACAGCUGGGGAUAAAGCAUAUCUGGAAUUCUGUAUUAAGCACAUAGAUGGAACCCCAAUUAGUUCAGAAGCUGAGAAACAACGUGUAAUCCUUUGCUUACAAGCUGCAAUUGAAAGGAGAGCAUCUAAGGGUGUAAGGCUGGAGUUAUGCAUAUCAGAUAGGCAGGGUCUAUUAGCAGAAGUGACCCGAACGUUUAGAGAAAACAGUCUUAACGUGACAAGAGCCGAAAUAUCAACCAGGAGGGACAUGGCUCUAAACGUUUUUUAUGUAACAGAUGCAAUCGGGAACCAAGCAGAUCCCAAAAUCAUUGAAUCAAUAAGACAAAAGAUUGGUUUAGGGAACUUAAAGGUGCAGGAACUACCAUUGAUUUAUCAUCAAAAUGCAGAAAGCGAAGAGCAAGCAGUAGGGGUUGGUGGGGCAGUGUUGUCAUCACUUGGGAGCCUAGUGAGAAGGAAUCUAUACAAUUUGGGGUUGAGUAAAUCCUUUUCUUGAAGCCGUAAACUCCAGGGCAACAAUAUUUGGAGAUAUUUGUUCAGUGCUCUUUGGAUGGCAAUUGGCAUAUUCUUUGCUUCAGGUUUUGGCUUUGGCCUUUGUGUACAUAUGAAAAAGUUGGAAUUUGAUGAUAGUUGUUGUGAACUUGUGAUAGUUGGGUUUCGGUUAGUUGAAUAGACAGAACCACAUGGAGAAGAUUGGGGCAGCUCCAUCAAAAUUUUUUAAUCACCCACCAAUGCCUGGUUUGGAGGAAGAAUUUGAAUGACGGUGGAAAACAGAAGAAAAGUUAAAACAAUGGUGGGGUCUGUGAAUUUGUGCUAUAGAUUUAUUGCUGGCGGAGAAGAUUAGGUAGAAGAAAAAUAUGGUAUAUUAUACACGACAUCUGUACAUAACUUUUUAAAGUAUUAAUAUUAAUUAUAACGGUUGACUGGGUUUUUUUAUAUUUUUACUGGCUACUUUUUUCUGCUUGGCUCCAUUUGUUUGAAGGAAGAAUCAUAUGGGCCUAACCUUCUAGAUUAAAAAGAAUCCUUUGCCAAAGGUAAUCGAUCAAGAUGUUCUUGUCUAAUCAGCAGAUUUUUAAGCAAGUUGGAACCAAUCAAGGGGGAAAAAAAAAGAAAAAAUGAUGUAAUUCAACAGUGUUUUGCUGAUCUUUGAA